CGGGGAAGCGGGCAGUCGCUCCCUGGGACUUUGUGGUUGAUAUGUUGGCUCAAAUCAGGUUAAAGGAGUUCCGGAUAGUCACGACCGGUUUAUAGGAUGGAUGCGGACAGCGGGACAGAGUCACAAAAAGCCGUCAGUUUGCAGUGGAAGAGCUACAAGCUUGUCCAGGACCCAGUCAUCCGACGGGCCACACAGAAGAUUUACAGAUAUGAUGGGGUCCACUUCAGCGUACCAGACUCUGGGUUUCCACCGGUGGGUGAUCUGCGGGACCCCAGGCCCCGUAGACUCUGGUCCAGGUACACUGAACUAUCCCUGCCAGUGCCAAAGUUUAAGCUGGACGAGUUCUAUGUGGGUCCGAUUCCCCUCAAGGAGGUGACAUUUGCUCGACUCAAUGACAACAUUAAGGAGCCUUUUCUGGCCGAGAUGUGUGCCAAGUUUGGAGAGGUGGAGGAGAUGGAGAUUCUGUUUCACCCCAAAACCAGGAAGCACUUGGGCCUGGCCCGGGUUUUGUUCACCAGCACCAGAGGGGCCAAGGAUACGGUCAAGCAGCUGCACAACACCUCCGUCAUGGGUAACAUCAUCCACGCUCAACUGGACAUCAAAGGCCAGCAGAGGCAGAAGUAUUAUGACCUGAUAGUAAAUGGGUCCUACACUCCUCAAACGGUUCCACUGGGAGGCAAAGCUCUGACUGACAGAGUACAGCCUAAGACGCCGACGCAGCCACAGCCGCAGCCACAGCCGCAGCCGCAGCCUGACACGUCUUCAGAGAUCCGGCGACGGCUCUCCAGUGAACUGGCAGCGUUGACGGCAGGGGUCCAGCAGGCCCUUUCCACAGGAAACAUCACUCCGUGCUCUGCCGACACCGGAUUUAAUGAGCCUCCGCCCAGCCUUGCUGGAGCCUUCACCCCUGGGUCUUCUGUGUCCUCUCAAGGAGGCGGAACACCGUACAGUUCAAGAUCCGGGACGCCCUUCUCACAGGACUCUGGCUACAGCGGACCGAGGCACAGCAGCUACAACACGGGCAGCGGUUACCCUCCUCAGGACAUGCUGCCUUCUUCCUCCUCUUCGUCUGCUGUCUCCUCGACGGUCGGAGGAUACAAAGCUUCUCGCUACUCUGAGGAUGCACAGGAACCGUCUGUAUACAUCCGUGGCCGACCACUGUACCCCCCUACCACCUCGUACCGUCCAAAUGAGCCACCAUGCUAUCCCCCGUACCCAAAUGUCGGUGGACCUCACCCAGGCCAUCCCCUUUCCAUGCCACCGCCCCCUCUAUCAUCCCAUUAUGACCCUCAGCCCCUGUCAGACAGGGAACGAGACAGAGACUCUGGGGGGCGCUAUGGAGCUGGGGCCAUUGGCUCCAGGCGGUCCUCCUACCAUCAGCAGGAAACUAACUCCAAGUACCACUCUCACCACUCCCACCAUCACUCUGACCGGCGGGAGGAGAGAGGCCACCGGCGUGACAGUCAGGGGUCCCGGUCAGGUGAGCACAGACACCGUAAUCACCACCACUCACACAAUCAUCACAGCAGCAGCCGGCGGCGGAGCAGCCACGACAGAGACAGAGAUCGGGACCGGGACAGAGAACGGGAUGGCGACUUCUCAAACACGGACCCCCGAUACAGCUCCAACACUUACCGCUCGUCCUCCAACAGCAUGUCGCCGCCACCCUCAUCUUACUCCUCCUACGCAUCCUCCAAAGACCCCGCCCCUCCUCAGGGAAUAGAUGCUCAUCCAGGUGCCACUGGCAGUGCGGAGCGAGGCGCUGACAAGGACUACCAUCACAGCACUCUGGCGCCGCCUCCCCCACCGCCUCCCCUCCCUCCAGCAUCCGUCAUCGCAGCAGCUGUAGCAGAGUCGAUAGAUUUCAACCAAGAGAGUCCGCCACAGGAGGAGACGUGGACGAAACCAAAACGCCGUCCCAGCACACCACCUGCGCCACCAAAAUCUCCACCACCACCAUCCUCUCCAACACACCCCUCCAUCACCUCCUCCCUCUCCCCUUCUUCUACCUCGCUCCUCCACCACCCGCCUUCUCCCCCAAACUCCCCGCCAGGCGCCUUACGAGAGUCCUCCUCGCCUGAGCCGGACUCGACCAAUGAAAGUUUACCAUUCGUCUACCACAGCAGCAGCUUGGACUCACGUAUUGAAAUGCUUCUGAAGGAGCAGAAGGCCAAGUUCUCCUUCCUGGCAUCGGAUGAGGAGGACGAGGAGGACCGGAAGGCUGAGAAGCAGCGUGGCUUGCGGGAAGGAGGGCAAGCGGCAAGGUCAAGCGAUAAAAAUACUGAGCACAAGAACGCUAACCAGCCUGGGGAGGAGAAGGAACACCGGAGGAAGGCAGAGAGAGAGGACCACAAGGGUAGGAAACGAGGAAAAGGUGGGGAAGGUCGGAAGACUCCGCCGUUACCUGCAGCAACUGCACCUUCGUCAUCCAUCUACUCGCCUCAUGUACCACCACCAGAGGACACUCUGCCUCCCCCUGUGCAUGCUGGGCCAGAAGUUCCCCAGGAGGAAUCUUCACAGUCUUCGGGUGCUGACUCACGGAGCCGGGCGGAGGAUCUCGCACCCCCGUACAAUGGACAGAGUCAGUCGUCGCCUCAUUCAUCUGGGGAGGACAUGGAGAUCUCUGAUGAGGAGGAGGUCGAGGAAGGGGAGAUGACAGCAGCGACCACCCACCCGCCUGCUGCCACUUCCAGCUCCUCACCAUCCUCCUCCCAACUAACACAAUCGAAGGACCCCUCCUCAUCCCCCUUGCCCCUCUCUGACUCUGCACAGCACUUUGGCUCCUCCAUGCACCCUGCCAUACCCUCCUACCCACCACACCUUCCUCCCCCUCCCCCUCCUGGUUACUCCCUGCAGCCACCACCACCUCCAGGGAUCCCACCUCUACCUCACAUGGAGCUACACCCUGAGUACCCCCCUCCGAUGCCCCACCACAUGUAUGACUACGCGGCUUCCAUGGAGCUGAUGAACCAGUACAGCGGGGGCGCUCCCAUGUCCUUCCAGAUGCAAACUCACAUGCUCAGUCGCCUGCAACAGCUGCGCAUGUCCUCAUCGAAUGGCACCACAGGACCUGGCGAGGCUGCGACAGGGGACUACUCCUCGUACCAUCUUCACACAGUGCCACAUCCCCCGACACACCACCCCUACAUGGACCAAGAGGGCAGUGGGGCAAGUUCACGCUUUGACCAAGACCAUAGAUACAUGCAUCCUCACAUAACAUACCAGUACCCCGACCCACACAACAAUCAAAUCCCUCCUCCACACCACAGCAUCCCACCGCCUCACACAGGCUGGCCCCCGCAGAUCAUCCCCCCUCACUUCCCCUCCUACAUGCCUCCACCUGGCUAUAGCACCGUGCUUUCUGGGGAGGGCGAAACCUUCAGGGCACCGGGUGAAGAGGUGCCAGUGCUCCCAGAGAACCCACAUGAGGCCACAGUGCAGAUGGUUCUAGCCACACUGAUCCAGGAAAUGAAGAACAUCAUGCAGAGAGACCUGAACCGCAAGAUGGUGGAGAACAUCGCCUUUGCUACGUUUGACGAGUGGUGGGACAGGAAGGAGACCAAGGCCAAGCCGUUCCAGACGAUGGUCCGUGGCGUCUCCGCUCUACGUGAAGAUGAGAAGAAAGAGGAGAAGGUCAACCGGCCUCGGGAGCCCCUCACAUCACUGGUGGACUGGGCCAAGAGUGGAGGCAUGGAGGGAUUCUCCCUUCGUGGAACUCUGAGACUUCCAUCAUUCAAGGUGAAGAGGAAAGAACCACAAGAGCUGGACCAUGAAGAUAUGAAGCGGUCACGACCCUCCACCCCUCCAGACGAGGACGAUGAAGCUGGCAGAAUUGCCGAGGCGGACAGACGAGCUGAGCGAGACAGUAAGAGGAGGAAAAAGAAGCCAAGAACUCGCAAACCGUGGGAGCUGGAUAGUGAAGGGGAGGAGACCUCAGACGGCUCUUCCUCGGAAAAGGAUGAGGACAGUGGGAAGGAGUCAGAUGAUGCCAUCAGUGCGGACAGCGACAACGAGAGUCUCUCCUCGUCCUCAGAGGAAUCAUCUUCAUCGGGGUCGUCGUCCUCAUCGUCGUCUUCGUCUGAGGAUGAAGAUGAAACAGAGCGGGUUGAUAGUGAGGGCUUGGACACGAUGGACGACUCAACCAUGGACAGCACCAAGGAGGACAAGGAACACGGGGGUGUCUCUAAGGCAGAGGUUCGAGCAGGUGACGUCAAAGUGGAUACUACACUGUCCAAGCGCCCCCCGUCUCCACCGUACCCUCGUCCCUCCUCCCCUGUUGUCCUCGUUCCUCCACUCAAAAAGCGCAAGAAGACAGUCUCUUUCUCCACGGAGGAGAGCGAACAAACAAGCAAAGCCUUGCUGCCGACCAUCCCUCUCUCUCCGUCACUGCCCCAGCACGUAGUGGACGGUCGCCUCACCUCUCCCAGCUCCACUGCGCAGGCAGCUCGGCCCUCGCAAGGAAUCCAGCUGCUCCCCUUUGCCUCCAAACCCGGCGAAGGCAACGCCCUCAUUGUGCCACCACCGGACCGCUUCCAAGACUCGAGUGAUUCAAAGAAGUCUGGUCCUCCUCAGGUCCCUCUGGUCAAGUCCCCAGGCAAGCGGGGAGCCGGCCAGAAACCCACCUCCCCUCCUGUCAUGGUGUGUCGCACUGUGCAGAACCUGCCUUUGGACCAUGCCUCUAUGUGCAGAAUGGCUUACGAGGAGGUCCCACAGAGCUCCAGCAAACGUUCCAAAGGAAGAACUCGGACGUCCUCGUGUCAGUCCCUCAAAGAGGAAGACGAGGAUGAAGAGCAGCGGCUCCGCGAGCAGCUGGGAGCUUCAUCGCUCCUGCAGCUGGCUGCCACGUCCACAGCCGACCUGUCCGUGCUGGCUGACGUGGCCUUGAAGAUGGACCCAGAAGCCGGCGACUCUGAGGAAACAGAAACAUCUGAUGAGGCAGAGGAGCAGAAGAUGGAAGGGAGUCUCUAUUCUCCUGAGAAGCUGUCUUUGUUCAUGAGUCCGGAGUCCAUGACUGUAUUUGUCGAGCACAACUACUGCAAAGUGCCCGUCCUCUCCGGGCCACCCAGUGCCAAAAGAACUUCCUCCAAACUAGACUCAUCUGUCCUGCUUCCAGCAGACCUCAACACAAUAUCUGGUGUUCUGGAAGCCCCUGAGGAGGUCAUUGAGGAGGCACAGUUGCCUAGAGUGGACGCAGGAGACUUCACGACUGGAGGUCUGGACUCCGAGAACUCGGCUCUUGUGGCUCCGCCCUCUUUCAAGAAGAAGAAACUCGGAGGAAAGGAAGUGGAGCAAGACAAGAGCAAGAAGUGGAGGAGUAAAGACAAGGAGAACCUGGAGGUCCAACACACCAAGAAGCAGAAGGAGGAGACGAGGAAGAGGAAGCAUGACGACUCAGACUUGGAGGAGGAAGUGGACGUGGAGGAGCUGGAGUCCGGUGAGCUGUCGAGCUCAGACUCUGACGACGAAGUGGUGGAGGAGGUGCGGAAGAGCGAGCGCCUGUUCCUUCAGGAGGCCGGAGUCACGUCGUCGCAUCGGCCGUCCAAACCUGCACCGGCCCCCGAGCCGAAGCCUGUCACGUUUGAGAACCGCAGCGAGUACGAGCAGAUGACCAUCCUGUACGAUAUCUGGAACUCCGGUCUGGAUGGAGAAGACCUGGCGCUGCUGAGGAAGACGUACGAGAAGCUGCUGCAGGACGACCACACGUCCGACUGGCUCAAUGACACCCACUGGGUCAACCACACCAUCACCAAUUUGCCGAACCCGCGGCGGAAGAAGAAGAGCACAGACAGGCAGCUACGCGAGCAUGUGACAGGAUGCGCCCGGAGCGAGGGCUACUACGCCAUCAGCCGCAAAGAGAAGGACGUGUACCUGGACCUGGACCUGCCCGAGCAGGUCAUCCGGGAGGUGGAGAACGUAGACAGCUCGGGAACAAACCGGUUGCUGUCGGAGAGGCGGUCAGAGCAGCGCCGCCUCCUCACCGUCAUCGGGACACCGGCUGUCAUGGACUCUGACCUGCUCAAGCUCAACCAGCUGAAGUUCCGUAAGAAGAGGCUGCGGUUCGGCCGCAGCAGGAUUCACGAGUGGGGCUUGUUCGCCAUGGAGGCUAUCGCCGCUGACGAGAUGGUCAUUGAGUACGUGGGCCAGAACAUCAGACAGAUGGUGGCGGACAACCGCGAGAAGCGCUAUGCUCAGCAGGGCAUCGGCAGCAGCUACCUGUUCAGAGUGGACCACGACACCAUCAUCGAUGCCACCAAGUGUGGGAACCUGGCGCGCUUCAUCAACCACUGCUGCACGCCCAACUGCUACGCCAAGGUGAUCACCAUCGAGUCCCAGAAGAAGAUCGUCAUCUACUCCAAGCAGCCCAUCGCAGCCAACGAGGAGAUCACCUACGACUACAAGUUCCCCCUGGAGGACAACAAGAUCCCCUGUCUGUGCGGGACAGAGAACUGCAGGGGGACGCUGAACUAGUGGGACUUCCCCACCCCCCCCCCGGCCCGGUGCUUGUGUGGCCAGGUGACACACCCUUGCACUUUCCACAGCCUCACACCACUUCCACGCAAGCAGUUGCAUAAGCCCAUCUGUGUAACCGGACAUGUUGGCACCAAGAGAGGGGUGAGGAGGGAGGAGAGCUGGGCUCCUCCCACUUCCCUUCCACAGCAGUAUUGUUUUCUUAACCAAAUUGUUCCAUUCAUAAGUUCAGUAGGAAUACAGAAGUGGACGUCUCUCCGCCGGGAUCUGAAGCCCCUCGCUGGCUUCAGUUUUUACCUUUCCGUGGUUUCCAACAUGGAAUAUUUCUGUCAUCCGGGUGGUUCUGUUGCUGUAGCAACUCGGUCAACAACCCUGUCACUCUUUGGUCAUUGCCCCCCUCCUUCUACAAAUUCAAGUUUAUUUUUCUACGUAUAGUUUUAUUGUCACAGUUCAUUUCCUCUGUAAUUUCUUUGAAGUGUUCCUGGAAUGUUUGCACUUUGUUUUUGACAGAUUUACUUUUUUUUUUUUUUUUUAGUUCUCCUUCAGUUUUA
Molecule: messenger RNA, 7019 nt
Organism: Synchiropus splendidus (mandarinfish)
Lineage: Eukaryota; Metazoa; Chordata; Actinopteri; Syngnathiformes; Callionymidae
Gene: setd1a
Product: SET domain containing 1A, histone lysine methyltransferase
Exons: 21
Coding region: 97-6468 (2123 amino acids)
Cellular component (GO): Set1C/COMPASS complex
Molecular function (GO): protein binding; histone H3K4 methyltransferase activity; RNA binding
Source: RefSeq, a predicted model, not a curated record